CGCCUGGAACUAUACUUUGUUCCAUCACCAUGGUUAGGCGACUCGUGGCCGUGCUCUAAGGACAUCCCGAACCCCAUUGCCGGUAGCCGUUACGUCUCCCUUCGCCGUCAAUUCCUUUUUUCCCGCUACUGUAAUGGAAACCCUUCUACGGCUCAAACCCUACUCGACUCCUCCCUUCGCCCCCCUCCAUCUGCACCCUUCUUCAAGAAGCAGCCCCUCUUUCGCUGCGAUCGUUGCAAAUUCUCCGAGGAACCAAUCCGGCAAGAAGCUCAGAUUUCAUGGCACCAACAUCACAAUUCCUAUCAAGAAACGGCGAACUAUUCACCGAAAUGUUGUUGUGAGAUCGGAGAUCGCCGCUGCCGGCUCAACCGAUGAUUCGGCGUGCUCGAUGACAGAAUUCCAAUUGGGUUCAAGAAUCCGGGCAAUUUGCUUUUACUCCGUGACUAUCGUGGUUGCAAUCUUUCUUUUUGUGGGAAUGGUGGUAGUACACCCAUUCGUGCUUCUGUUUGAUCGGCUUCGUCGGAGAGCUCACCACCUGAUUGCUAAGCUAUGGGCGACCUUGACCAUUGCUCCAUUUUAUGAGUUUGAGUUUGAGGGGGUGGAAAACUUGCCUCCUCAGAACAUGCCAGCUGUGUAUGUCUCCAACCACCAGAGCUUCUUGGACAUUUACACUCUUCUCACACUUGGGAGGUGCUUCAAGAUCAUAAGCAAGAGAAGCAUUUUCCUAUUCCCAAUCAUUGGGUGGGCAAUGCUCCUUAUGGGUGUCAUUCCUUUGCGCCGGAUGGACAGCAGGAGUCAGUUGGAUUGCCUCAAACGUUGCAUGGAUUUGUUGAGGAAAGGGGCAUCUGUAUUUUUCUUUCCAGAGGGAACUCGGAGCAAGGAUGGAAAACUAGGUGCAUUCAAGAAAGGUGCAUUUAGUGUUGCUGCAAAGACUGGUGUGCCAGUUGUGCCAAUGACUCUUUUGGGAACCGGCAAGCUUAUGCCUGCAGGAAUGGAGGGUGUACUGAAUCCUGGUUCAGUGAAAGUUAUUGUUCAUCAGCCUAUAGAAGGAAAUGAUGCAGACAUGUUAUGCUGUGAAUCUAGGAAUGUCAUAGCUAAUGCACUUCUUGAUCAUGGCUAUGGGGUGCAUGGUGCAUAGUUGGCUUUUGUUCAGUUUAACACUCCUGCACUUCAGUCUUCAUUUUUUGGGGGAAGACUUAUGAGAUAGUUCGGGCACUGUAGUCUUCUACUACUCCAAGAUGUUGAACCCUAAUUCCUUGUCUUAAGAGGAUUGAAGAGAGGGGAGAGUGCAGUGAGUAUUGUAAUAUAGGUGCACCUUAAAAGUUUGUGAUGUGAAAUGUAUAGCUAUAUUCCCUUGAAAACUUGUUUUCUUUGGUUAUUUCUUGAAAAGUUUAAUUGAAACUAAAAGUUUUGUAGAUUACACUAUAAUAUUUUUAUGGUGUGGAUCAAAUGUGCAAAACAAUUCAGAAUUUAUUGAAUUAUAUUUUUGAAAUUUCAAUAUAAAGAUUGGUUUGGUAUCAUCUUAAAUGGAACCUGGACACUCUUUUAGUUUGACUAUGAUCUGGAUCUUGCCAAUGAGAGUUACAUUGGCAAUGUGGCAUCAUGAAACUAGUUUCAUUUUGGACCUGCACCGCAAUGUUGAAUAUGUUUCUGGAUCUACAACAGAGUUAAAUGUUGUUUUGGACCUACACUACAAGAGUUGAAGAUGGUUCUAGAUCUACACCAUAGAGGUCAAAUAUUGUUCUGGACCAAGGUUCGCCGUACCGAUUCCGGACCCCGUACCGGUGCCACACUAGCAUAGUAUCAGUACGGUACGCAGUACGCCAUCGGUACCGGUACGGUACAGCAUACCAUGUUCUGGACCUACACCAUAGGGAUUAAAUGUAGUUCUAGACCUACACAGCAGGGUUUAAAUGUGGUUCUAGGCCCUAUCAUAGGGAUAAGUGUAGCCAUAGUCAGAAAUAAUAAGGUAGAGAAUAAAUGAGUUGUAUAAUUGGAUUCUGGAGACUUUUUGAUUAUGCUCAGUAAUGGCCAAUAACUAAAUAUUAUCAGUUAUUCUAUUUCUUUUAAAAAUUAUUGCUGUUGAAAAAUAUAAAGUUACUAACUGUUUAUACAAGUUUUAGUUGCAUAAUAUCAUGUCAAAUUUACCUCCAAUGUAUUUGAUGGAUUUUUAUUGUUUACUAACUUCAUUUAUUUAUUUAUCCUAUCAAUGCUGGAUCCAAUUGGUAGUGAUAGCAAUAACUUACUAGGUUUAUUAGCUAACAUUUAAUGUUUCUUUUGUUUUCUUUCAAAUCCUGAGGAGUAGAUUCCUAGAUUUUGGGUAUAGGGAGGGAACAUGAAUGAUCUAGGAUUGGAAUUACUUUCUACUAGUUAGCCUCUAAUUGUUUUGAAACUUAUGUUGUGUUGUUGGUAUCUUUAAGAUAUGGAUGUUUGAUGAAUUACUUAUGAUGGACAAUUCUUAGUUGUGGUGCUCUAUUAAAAUGAUUUUUAGGAGUUUUGGUUUAAAACUUCUUUUAUGGUAUUUGUGCUUUAAGUAUACUGCUACCUAUUAUGUUGAGGUCUAGAUGCUUUGAAGUAUAGUCUGUUGGAAUUUGAGAUUAUAGGUUGCCUUGCAUGUCCUGUGGGAUUUAAUCUUACGGAAUGUGCGAACAUUUGUCACGUGCUAGGCUCGUGAUGUUGGGUUGCAGGUGUGUGAAUGAUACCAUGUGGAGAGUACUCUUGAAGAAAUCUUUUUUUUUUUUUGGCAAGAGUAUGAAAACUAGAGAGACAUGAGCAGUCUCCAGAAGAUGGAUCCUGGAGAACUCAUAGUGGCAUUGAAUGGGAGUCGAGUAAAGAUAUAUUUGGGGUAUUUUUUGAACACAUCUAAUACAUAUUUGAAAAAUACAUUUCUAUUAAUCUUAAAAAAGUUUUUCUUUUCUUCUAAAAAGCAGAAAUGCUUCAAAUUGUAUCUAGUAUCCACAUUUGGAUCCCAGUUUUUAAAUUAAAAAGACUUAAUUGUUUCAUGGAUAUGCCUAGGAUACUUUUCAAAUACCUUAGCGAUGGGAAUGGGUUGGCUUUAUGUCCUUAUUUUUUAUUUUUAUUGAUGAAUGUUGAUUUUUCAGUAACAAAUAGUUAAUUAUAGAUUUUGUGAUGUUAUGGAGUGUGGAUUGCGGUCUAUAAAUUUGAUAAUGACCAACUAAAUGAUAGAGUUUGUGGAUUUAUAUAUUAUUGUGUGAAAUACGGAGUGUGUAUGGAGUGUGUUUUGAUGAUGGUAAUGAUUUAUAGAUGCUUUUCUUCAUGUAUGUAAAGAAUAUUUAUUUUUUUGUUUCCAUGUUCCAGCCAUCUCAAAUCCCUGCAUUUUUCAAGGUUUAUUCAUAUUGGUGUAUCCAUAUCAUUUCCCAUCCGCAUAUCAUAUCCUUGUAAUAUUUUAAUACUUGAUAGAGGUUGUAUAGGUGCUAGAUUUGGACAAAGUAUAUGGGCUGGGUUCAAUAACAACAAUAUUAUAAACUCAUUGAAUGAUUAAAUUGAUUAGAGGUUUUUCUUUUCUUGUUCAAGAGCAUUCUAGUCAAGAUUUGUUGUACCAGUAGGUAUUGUACUAUAUUGGGCAUACCAUACCACACCGAUAUUGAAAUGGUGUAUGUACCAUACCGUACCGACACUCGGUACGUCGAACCUUACCGUACCAUAUGAUAUACCGAUAUUAUAAUAAGAUGAUACUUGUACGGGAUCUGAUAUCGAGACGAUGAACUUUAAUUCCAGUGUUGAUGACCAUUGAUAUUUGAAAAAUGGCGUGGUGGAUGGAUUAUUUCCAAACUUGUUAUCUGGAUGUCUUUGGACGGAUAGAUUAUGGAUAUGGAUGAUGCCUACACCACACGGAUAUCUUUUCCUUAUUUUGUAUCUUAAACUAUUAGUAUGCUAUAUAUCUUUUAAACUAUUUGGUGUGAAUAAGGGCUUCAUUCUUGAUGAACAGAUUAGGGAUGUUUGCAUGGUUAUCGAAUUACUUCAUGUUAAAAGUAUUAUAAUUUUUUAUAAAUUUAAAAAAUCUAUGUUUUCCUUAUAUACUUGUUUGUUGUUCACCUCUAUAUCUGUGUCCUAGUUUUUCAACAUCAACCAUAACUCUAUUAUUUUUAGUGCUUAAAUGGUAUUAUUAAUGUGCGUAUGAGAGAGAGAGAGAGAGAGAGAGAGAGAGAGACUCAACAGGAGUAUAAAUGCCUUAUAAGAGACUAUAAGUUAUAACCACCAGCAGGCCCACAGCCUCAGUUAAGACCUUGCAUUAUAUACAGUAAAGAUGGAAAAAAUAAAUUACAAUGUCUUUUAGCUUGCAAAUUGUUUAUUUCAUUCUCAGAAUAUAUAUAUGGCUUUACUUUAAAAGAUCUGUAUGAUUAGUCUAGAAAACAAGAACCAUAAACAUAAUUACAAAUUUAUCUGAAUAAGCUCCCCCUUCGAACGGGUACACUCUGCAUGUAUGGGAAAUAGUCAUGAAAAGGACAUUGAACUUGUUAUUCAAAUAUUCUGCAUUCUUGAAUAUCUAUUUUUUCUGAAAGGAAAACCAACUGCAAAAUUUAAGCAACAGGUAGUAACAAGAACUGGAAGUUGGUGACUGGGAUAUACGGGCAGGAAGAGGGUAACAAUUUUCUGUGAGAUUGACUAAAGAAUGCAAACUUCUCGUGUAUUUCAUGAGCUUCUGAUUGAUGUCCUCCUAAUUGUUCUGUCUUGGGACUUCCCCUGGACAUGUACAGAUUUUAAAGCCUUACUGGUCUAUUUAUAGAGUAAUUAGUCUCGCAUCCUUGGUCGCUGUUCACCAUUUUUCCCUCGCAAACUUGGAAACUUAAAUCUCCUAACUGGCAUGUAAACAAUCUCUGUUGAAAUAAAUUUCUUUUCAGAAUUCCACUUUCACCA
Molecule: messenger RNA, 4878 nt
Organism: Phoenix dactylifera (date palm)
Lineage: Eukaryota; Viridiplantae; Streptophyta; Magnoliopsida; Arecales; Arecaceae
Gene: ATS2
Product: Phospholipid/glycerol acyltransferase family protein
Biological process (GO): phosphatidic acid biosynthetic process
Cellular component (GO): membrane
Molecular function (GO): 1-acylglycerol-3-phosphate O-acyltransferase activity
Source: RefSeq, a predicted model, not a curated record